This is a messenger RNA of Aegilops tauschii subsp. strangulata, 686 nucleotides long. NCBI's taxonomy places the organism in Eukaryota, Viridiplantae, Streptophyta, Magnoliopsida, Poales, Poaceae. The record is from RefSeq and is a predicted model, not a curated record.
AAAGGCAUCGCCUCUACUCAGGGGGAAACCUAAACGAGGUGCGGCCGUGCGGGGCGAGGAGAAGAAGGGAGGGGGAGGAGGUGCAGGGGGCGUCCGGCAGGCGACGUCGAUGGCGAUGGCGAUGGCGAUGUCGCGUUCGGUGUUGGCGCGGGUGGCCCGUGGCGGCCACCCCGUCUACCAGCCGCUUCUUCGGGCAGAGGGAAACCUAACUGCCGACACCCUGGGCAAGCGGUUCCUCUCCGGCUUCAAGGGACACCGCUGUUAUUCCACUUGGAAUAAGCUGCCAACUGUUGACUUCGAACCUAUAGGUCAUGUCUAUAUGACGGUGGCUUUCAUUUUUGGAAUGGGGACAUUGGUACCCUACGCAAUUUCUAGCGGCAAAAAGUCAGAAGAGGGCCAGAAGAGGUUGGAGGACUUGAAAGCUGAGGUUGAGAAGAGUCGCCGCCGAUUAAAUCAAGUGUAAUGCCUUUCAAGUUUGAUGUGUGUAUCCUGUUAAAACUUUAGUGUGGAAAAUCAUGUGUCUUUAGAUCGUUUUCCGGGUUUGGUUUUUCCUUUUGUACGCUCCAGUUUCGACCGACGGCGAAGGUUGACUAGCCUCUGGCCUAGUCGAGGAACGUGUGAAUUUUUUGUCUCCAACUCCGUUUGGUUGUACCUCGGGUGUUCUACAUGCCUUCUUUAACGAGUUC